AUGACCACACAGUGGAGGCUGAAGACAAAGACAGGGAUUUGUUUGCUGCAGGAUGGUAAUCAGGAGCCCUUCAAAGUGCGGCUGCACCUGGCCAAGGAUAUUCUGAUGAUCCAGGAACAGGAUGUGAUAUGUGUGUCUGGUGAGCCUUUCUAUUCUGGUGAGAGAGCCGUGACCAUCAGAAGACAGACUGUGGGAGGAUUCGGACUAAGCAUCAAGGGGGGAGCAGAACAUAAUAUUCCUGUCGUCAUUUCAAAAAUCUCCAAGGAGCAAAGAGCGGAACUCUCAGGACUGCUGUUUAUCGGGGAUGCCAUUCUGCAGAUAAAUGGGAUUAAUGUGAGAAAAUGCCGACAUGAAGAAGUGGUUCAAGUUCUUCGAAAUGCUGGAGAAGAAGUGACCCUAACGGUCUCAUUUCUGAAAAGAGCACCUGCUUUCCUCAAGCUCCCACUGAACGAAGACUGUGCGUGUGCUCCCAGCGACCAGAGCAGCGGCACGUCCUCACCUCUUUGUGACAGCGGUUUGCACCUCAACUACCACCCCAACAACACAGACACGUUAUCCUGCUCCUCGUGGCCCGCGUGCCCCGGGCUGAGGUGGGAAAAGCGAUGGUGCGACCUCAGACUGAUCCCUCUGCUGCACUCCCGCUUCUCCCAGUACGCGCCGGGGACGGACCUGAGCCGGCAGAACGCUUUUCAAGUCACGGCAGUGGACGGGGUCUGCAGCGGAACCCUCCAGUGCCUCUCGGCUGAAGACUGCAGUGAGUGGCUGCAAGCAAUAGCGACGAACAUCUCCAACCUCACAAAGCACAAUAUUAAAAAAAUCAACAGAAACUUUCCUGUAAACCAGCAGGUCGUCUACAUGGGCUGGUGCGAGGCCCGGGAGCCGGACCCCAUCCAGGACCGCGCGUACACACCGGCGUUCCUCGCCCUGAGGGGCUCGUGCCUCUACCGGUUCCUGGCACCUCCAGUGACCACGUGGGACUGGACCCGGGCAGAGAAAACAUUUUCAGUUUAUGAGAUUAUGUGCAAGAUUCUCAAGUGCAAGACGUACGCGUGUGUGCUGGACGGUCACCUGAUGGGGCUCACCAUCGACUUCAGCUCCGGCUUCAUCUGCUUUGACGCGGCCACCAAGGCUGUGCUUUGGAGGUAUAAGUUUUCUCAGCUUAAAGGCUCUUCGGAUGAUGGCAAGAGCAAAAUCAAGUUUUUGUUUCAGAAUUCAGAUACUAAACAGAUUGAAGCAAAGGAGCUGGAGUUUUCAAACCUGUUCGCCGUUCUUCACUGCAUUCACUCAUUCUUCGCUGCCAAAGUGGCUUGUCUGGACCCUUUCUUCCUGGGCAGCCAGGCCGCGACGUCCGCUGCUUCCAGCUCGGGGCUGACGGGCAAAGCCAAGUACACGACCUGACGGCUGCGCUCGGCGUCCCGCUUGCCGCGACCUGUGAGCGGGACGGAACGGUGGCCACUCGCUUCGGACGCUGGAGAAGCAAGCGCACCACCGAGGCCACCGCGGAAUCGCAUGGAAACCGCAACAGAAAAAAGAAAAAAAAAAA
Molecule: messenger RNA, 1543 nt
Organism: Vicugna pacos (alpaca)
Lineage: Eukaryota; Metazoa; Chordata; Mammalia; Artiodactyla; Camelidae
Source: RefSeq, a predicted model, not a curated record